Caenorhabditis bovis is the source of this 1887-nucleotide messenger RNA. The record is from the annotation of a GenBank genome assembly. Lineage: Eukaryota; Metazoa; Nematoda; Chromadorea; Rhabditida; Rhabditidae.
AUGAGCAUUCGACACGAGAUGUUACUCACGAUUCUAUUGGUUGUCGGCGUUGCCGCGCAACAACAAACCUCGAACGCCCAAUAUGUAUCAAGCAAUCAGUACACCGCUGGAUAUUCAUCUGGCGGUGCCCAAUAUGAUCCUUCUGGACAGCAGCAGCAGCAGACGUUGAACUACAAUUCCGGCGCAACGUCGACCCCAAUCAUGUACGAUGCUCAGAGUCAGCAGCAAUACGGUGGAAGCCAAUACAACGCCCAGAAUCAGCAAUAUGGCACUCAAUAUGAUGCGCAGGGCAAUCAGCAGUACAAUUCUGGAAGUCAGGUUCAAGGGUAUUCGACGAAUGGUAUCUCGACGUCGAACUCGCAGUAUAGUCAGAAUGCGGCGAGCUCGGGAUCGAGUAGCGUCUCAUUGAUGGACUACUCAUUCAACAAUGGCAAUUGUCAGUACAAGGACGGUCAGGUUAUUGAGAAUGGCCAGACGCGUCAGGCCACCCAGCAAGAGUUGGCGCAGAUCCAGCAAUACCGGCAGGCGGUCGACAACUACAUGAGCCAGGUGAACGGCUACGUCGGCAACUGGAUCAACUCGGUGUUCCAAUCGCUUCCGUCCACCAACGGCUCGUUCCCCAACAUUCCGACGAUGCCGACAAUGCCGCAGGCUCCAUGUUUGUGCAGUCAACAGAAUUGCGGCACGGUGUCGAAUUUGUCGAGCGCCGCCGGCACGUCGCCGCAAAUGGAUUAUUCCGGCAAUCAGCAGUACUCGCAAAAUCGGCAGUACAACCAACAGCAACAAUAUGCAACGAUGGGUGAUCUAAUCCAAUUGGAGGUCGGCAAAAUGGUGAAAAAGUGGAGAAUCGAUAAGAAAUUGGGCGAGGGCGCGUUCGGCGCGGUUUACAAGUGUAGCAACGAGAAAGGCGAUUUGUAUGCGUUGAAGGUUGAAGGAAAAGACGAGAAAAUUCAACUUCUCAAAAUGGAAGUGUUCGUGCUGUCAGAAUUGAACAAAAACGGCGGUCGUCAUUUUUGUCGGAUCGAGGAUAAAGGCCAAUACGAGAAUUUCAAUUAUGUGGUGAUGACGUUUGUCGGAAUGUCGCUGGCCGAUUUGCGGAUGAGCAGUCCCAACAAGCGAUUCUCCAUGGGAACCGCGAUAUCGGUGGGUCGUCAAUGCCUCGAGGCGCUCGAAGAAUUGCACAACAUUGGCUAUUUGCAUCGCGACGUCAAACCCGGCAAUUACACGAUCGGACGCGCCGAGCUUGACGAGCUGCGCAAAGUGUACGUGCUCGAUUUCGGCAUGGCUCGCAAAUUUGUGCACGAGGACGGCACGAUCAAAAAGCCGCGAAACGUGGCCGGCUUUCGCGGCACCGUCAAAUACGCGCCGGUGAGUUGUCAUGCGAUGCGCGAGCUGUGCCGUCAGGACGAUUGCGAGACAUGGCUCUACAUGCUCGUCGAGCUCACCAAAGGCUCGCUGCCGUGGCGAAACAUGACCGACAUCGCGCAAAUCGGCAACGAGAAGCGCGCGAUUCGAAUGAACGAGGUGGCGCAGAAGAAAUUCUACGGCGGAUGCCCAAGAGAGUACAUCGACAUUAUGCGGACCAUCGACAGCGGUCGAUUCUUCGACGAGCCCAACUAUCAACGAAUAUACUACCUGUUGAGAUCCGCUAUGGAGAACACGGGAGCCAAGGAAUACCCGUAUGAUUGGGAAGAAUGGCUGAUGAAGAAGUACAAGGAGGAGAAGGAGAAGAAGAAAGCUGGAGGCGGAGGUGGCGGCGAGAAGAAGGAGGAGAAGAAGGAGAAGAAGAAGGACGAGGAGAUUCCCGACGGCAAAUCGCUUAAAGAGAAGAAGGAGAAGGAUGAGGAUAAAGAAAAGAAGGAUGAGAAGAAGGAUGAUAAAGAAUAA